This is a messenger RNA of Besnoitia besnoiti, 1362 nucleotides long. Its product is annotated as DHHC zinc finger domain-containing protein. The coding region runs from base 1 to 1362 and encodes 453 amino acids. Gene Ontology annotation, biological process: peptidyl-L-cysteine S-palmitoylation; protein targeting to membrane. Gene Ontology annotation, cellular component: Golgi apparatus; endoplasmic reticulum. NCBI's taxonomy places the organism in Eukaryota, Apicomplexa, Conoidasida, Eucoccidiorida, Sarcocystidae. Gene Ontology annotation, molecular function: protein-cysteine S-palmitoyltransferase activity. The transcript is spliced from 7 exons. The record is from RefSeq and is a predicted model, not a curated record.
AUGUAUGCGAAAAACCGCACCGUGCGCGGGAUCUCCUUGAUCCCCCUUCUCCUGGUCACUUUUCUCUUCUUCUUUGUCGGCGCUUCCUACACCUACGUGUACCUGCAUUUGCUGCUGGUUGGCUGCAACAAUGACCUUGGCGUCGCCAUUGCUCUCGGGGCAAUCGGCACUCUUCUCUGGCUCGUCGCGCUGUGGUGUUUCUACGCGUGCGCCGGGCGCGAUCCUGGAGAAGUGCGGGAUGCUUGGCGCCGAGAAGCGGCGGAGAAAAGAAUCCCCUGCAUCGAAUCGGAUGGAUCGGUAGUCCUGCCUCCGCCUGGUGACGCUGUUGGAGGCGAGAGACUGCGGGAGAUCGGCAGCGAUGACGGCGCGUCCAGCGCAGUGCGAGCCCGAGCAAGACUUCGCGACUUCCACGCCGGAUACGUCACCAAGUGCAAACAAUGUGCAAAUGCUCUCAGACCAGAACGAGCCCAUCACUGCUCAAUUUGCAACAAAUGCAUCAUGCGCAUGGAUCACCACUGCCCGUGGGUCGGUAACUGCGUGGGGUUCAACAACUACAAGCAGUUUGUGCUGUUUAACUUCUACUGCGCUAUGGUCUGCACCUUCUUGGCCGCGUCCUCCGCCCCCUGGAUCGUCAAUGAGUUUCUUUACACCGGAUCCACUCCUUGCAGCGACACCCUUCCCACAGGAUUAUGGGGCGUCUUCUUGAUCUCGUGGGUGAUGGAGAUCACGUUCGGCCUCGUCACCCUAGUGAUGUUUCUCACGCACCUCUAUUACUUGCUGAUUAACGCGACAACAAUAGAGGCCCAGUAUGCGUCCCCAAACCCGUACAACGUUGGUCGCAUGGCGAACGCAGAGCAGAUUUUCGGGAAGUUCGACUGGUCCUGGUUCUUCCCAGUCUCUCCGAGACAACCCACAUGCACAGGUCAGUUCUCGCUGACGCGUCUGGAUGGACGCAGAAAUCGCCUUCUUGGGUGUGAUCCUUCCGCUUCGCCUUUUUCCGUGUGUAUGUACACCUUUCCGUUUUUCUGUCUGCCCAUAUCCGUCGCCUGCUGGCGCGCGUCAUUCGAGGCUGCUCUGAGAAAAGGAAGAAAUGGUUACGCCUUCCCGCAUCGUGGAGAGAGAGACUCUCAGCAGCUGGCGGAGUCUGCGGGCUCCGCAGUCCGCUCAGUCACGAUUGGCGCGCCUGCACUCUCCGCGAGGGUGGCGGAGAUGCCGGUGGGCUCCGGCGCGGAAAUCGUGGAGGACGCCUCACCCAGCAGUGCAGACGAAAAGCGAGGGAGCGGCGAGACAGGUCGCACCGCAGUCAGCCUCGGCGUCGACCCCGAAGCUGUUGCCAUCGGCGGAGGCCGUGUGCAGGUUUAA